AUGGCGUAUAUCGGCGAAACGCUCCCGCUUAUCUUCUUUGAUUACUUACCCGCGGAGAUGCUGUUCGCGCACGGAGACUUGGACAAAAGCUCCCCGGUGAGUGAGACGGCUCGGUUAGUGCGCAAGAUGCGGAACGCGCAGCGGAAGAUGUUGAUUACGCUUUACCAAUCGGACCUCGAUCGCGCCCGAAACGAGCCCAAACCCGUCUUAAUUCGCUAUGUCCUGGUCUCCGGCGCCACGCACACGGACUUUGUGGUGGAGGAGCCUCUUUGUCGUCAAUAUAGCCAUGUGGUGGAGCUGCUUACCCACUACGACAUGCGGUCGGGCGAUCCGCCGGUCGGGGAUGCCUAUAUCCCGCUCUCCCCUAGGGCCUGCACCAUGACGUUAAACCCCACACCCCACGACUGUGAUGAUGGUUUAUCAAAGACCCUACAAGAAGAAGGAGAAGAAGAAGAAGAAAACGACGUGAUGGGGUCUCCUAUGCCAUCGGCCGGACGGCCAAACACCAUCCUGAUAUACCCGGCCUCUUUGAAAAAACGCCCGAUGUUAAUGCGCCUGGCUAGUUUGGUUUCUCCCUUCUAA
Phytomonas sp. Hart1 is the source of this 582-nucleotide messenger RNA. The record is from the annotation of a GenBank genome assembly. NCBI's taxonomy places the organism in Eukaryota, Euglenozoa, Kinetoplastea, Trypanosomatida, Trypanosomatidae.